This is a messenger RNA of Daldinia caldariorum, 689 nucleotides long. RefSeq lists its product as uncharacterized. The coding region runs from base 265 to 498 and encodes 77 amino acids. The transcript has 2 exons. NCBI's taxonomy places the organism in Eukaryota, Fungi, Ascomycota, Sordariomycetes, Xylariales, Hypoxylaceae. The record is from RefSeq and is a predicted model, not a curated record.
UUAGAUAGAUAUAUGUUAGGUAAUUAUAUGAAUGGAAAUUAUCAUCUAAACGUGGCUGGCUUGACGUUGUCAUCGUAACUCCCUCCCCCUUCCCGAAUUACAGUUUCCGGUAACUAUCAAACCUCCGUAGCCCAUACCCAAGGCAUUAACUAGCACCCACUCAGUUCCACAUAUCGUCACUCCUAACAGCAUCGAGAAAGGGAGUAAAAGCACGUUUCGACAAUAUCAUUCGUUUCGAAACACAUAUAUCUGUAAAACAUUGAUAUGGACCGUGAGAAAUAUUACCAAUCGUACAGCCAUUCCCCGCCGACGAACAAUAUGUCGCACUCCCACCCAUCCUCUCAUUACCACGGCUCCUCGCCGCAGCAGCACCAGCCCGGGCCGUACCCCGCCGCCGGCGCCGGUGGAAGCCACCAGUUCCACGGCGAGGACCAGCAUCAGCAACACCAGCACCAGCAGCGGAUGGCGUCGGACCAGGCGUAUAGAGCGACGUUGUGAGUCUCCUUUUGAAUUUACCGUGGGGUGUUAUUGUCUAUGUCUAUUCUCAGAAUCCCAACAUACUUACCUAAGGUACCUACCUGGCUUAUUACCUUACCUCCUACCUUUUCUGCCCAGCGCCUCCCACGAACGCGCGGUAUUCCAAGACGAGGCGCGCGCGCGGGCGCGACGCCGGGACGCGGCCCGCAACC